Messenger RNA from Pipistrellus nathusii (Nathusius's pipistrelle), 1218 nucleotides. NCBI's taxonomy places the organism in Eukaryota, Metazoa, Chordata, Mammalia, Chiroptera, Vespertilionidae. The record is from the annotation of a GenBank genome assembly.
AUGGAGGGCGGCAGCGGCGGCAGCGAUAGCAGCAGCCCCGGCGGGAGUGGCGGGGCGCAGCAGAGGGAGCUGGAGCGCAUGGCCGAGGUCCUGGUCACCGGGGAGCAGCUGCGGCUCAGGUUGCAUGAGGAAAAGGUUAUUAAAGAUAGACGGCAUCAUCUCAAAACCUACCCAAACUGUUUCGUCGCAAAAGAACUGAUUGACUGGCUGAUUGAGCACAAAGAGGCUUCUGACCGAGAGACAGCAAUUAAACUCAUGCAGAAAUUAGCAGAUCGGGGCAUCAUUCAUCAUGUGUGUGAUGAGCACAAGGAAUUCAAGGAUGUCAAACUCUUCUACCGCUUCAGAAAGGAUGACGGCACCUUCCCAUUGGACAACGAAGUGAAGGCCUUCAUGAGAGGACAGAGGCUAUAUGAGAAGCUGAUGAGCCCUGAAAACACACUCCUGCAGCCCCGGGAAGAGGAGGGGGUCAAGUAUGAGCGCACCUUCAUGGCAUCUGAAUUCCUGGAUUGGCUGGUUCAGGAAGGAGAGGCCACCACAAGGAAAGAGGCAGAGCAACUAUGCCACCGGCUUAUGGAGUAUGGCAUCAUACAGCAUGUGUCCAACAAGCACCCAUUCGUGGACAGCAAUCUUCUCUACCAGUUCAGAAUGAACUUCCGGCGGAGGCGAAGACUCAUGGAGCUGCUCAAUGAAAAAUCCCCUUCCCAGGAAACGCACGACAGUCCCUUCUGCCUGAGGAAGCAGAGCCAUGACAACCGGAAAUCUACCAGUUUCAUGUCAGUCAGCCCCAGCAAGGAGAUCAAGAUCGUGUCUGCCGUGAGGAGGAGCAGCAUGAGCAGCUGUGGCAGCAGUGGCUACUUCAGCAGCAGCCCCACCCUCAGCAGCAGCCCCCCUGUGCUCUGCAACCCCAAGUCUGUAUUGAAGAGGCCUGUCACUUCUGAGGAACUCCUGACUCCCGGAGCACCGUAUGCCAGGAAGACAUUCACAAUUGUUGGUGAUGCUGUUGGCUGGGGCUUUGUGGUGCGAGGAAGCAAGCCAUGCCACAUCCAGGCCGUGGACCCCAGUGGCCCUGCGGCCGCGGCAGGAAUGAAGGUCUGUCAGUUUGUCGUCUCUGUCAAUGGGCUCAACGUGCUGCAUGUGGACUACCGGACUGUGAGCAAUCUGAUUCUGACCGGCCCACGGACCAUUGUCAUGGAAGUCAUGGAGGAGUUAGAGUGCUGA